Clonostachys solani is the source of this 1503-nucleotide messenger RNA. The record is from the annotation of a GenBank genome assembly. Lineage: Eukaryota; Fungi; Ascomycota; Sordariomycetes; Hypocreales; Bionectriaceae.
AUGUCCAGCCCGACUGAAAGGAGUAUUUCUGAGGAAGAUGGGGAUUCGUCCCCUUUCCUUCUCUCAGAGGACUCCAGUAAAGAUCCGAUGAGGGAAAAUGAUUACAAUGAAGGCUUUGACCCCAUCAGCGACUCGGCAAAUCCACAAGAAUGGCCGUUGUCUUAUAAGCGAGGCAUCGUGGCCUUACUGGCUGGAUCUGCGUUUACAGUAACGUUCAACAGCAUGUCGGUCAUUCCAGUAGCAAAUCAAAUCGCGGAGGACGUUGGAAACGGGGAUGGGUCGAAAAUGGUUUCAGCUCUCCCCGUCACAAUAUGGGAGUUGGGUGAAGCGACUGGGUGCCUUCUCAUCGCGCCGCUCUCGGAAAUAUUUGGGCGUUACCGCGUGAUUAAUAUUUGCAGCAUUAUGUUCAUUUUCGCGACCAUCAUUGGUGCUGCAUCGACAUCCAUGUCGCAGUUCAUUGUCUCGCGGGCACUUGCUGGCAUGGUGGUAACCUCAAAUGUUCUCAACCCGGCCAUUAUUGGAGAUAUAUUUCCCCCAGAGCAUCGAGUUACUGCGUUGAGCAUUGUCCAGUUCGCACCAGUUCUUGGUGGCACAAUUGGCGCGGCUGCCAGUGGUGCCAUCUCGGAACUGUUAGGUUGGCGUUUUGUGCUUGGGACUAGCAUCCUAUUAGCAACCCUUUGCCAGUUCGGUUUCUUGACCUAUUAUCGAGAAACCUACAAACCCGCGAUACUGAGAAAGAGAGAGGCUACGCUGUAUGAAAAGUUGGAGGACACAUCAGGCGUCGACAGUCUGGGGGGAUCAUCGUACCUUGAACAAGUAUCAACCGGCAUUUUCUUGUCAUUGAUACGACCUGCUUUAGUCAUUUUCGAUUCGGGCGUUCUUGCUGCCCUGUCAGUCUUUGGUUCCGUUUUGUUUGCACACUAUUGUGUCCAAAACGUGACGCUUCCCCCAAUUUUGGAAGACACCUAUGGAAUGUCUCCGGUUGAAGCUGGAAAAGCUUUUCUAGUAAAUGGCGCGGGAUCGAUAAUCGGUAUUGUCAUAUGCAAAUUUACUAUUGAUAGAAUAUACCUCAAGCUUCGAGCAGCGAACAAGGGAAUCGGCCGACCUGAGUACCGUCUUCCCAUGGCCAUAAUUGCAGCCUUGAUGAUGCCGCUUGCCCUCGCCCUGUAUGGCUUUUGCGCUGAAUAUAGGCUCCCGCUGGGUCUCUUGCUCGUGUCCGUCGCGUGGACCCGUAUGUCUAUCGUGCUGGGCCUCGUGCCGGUCAUGGCAUACGCGGUGGAUGCCUGCAGUCUUUACUCGGCCUCUGCGGCGACAGGAAUUGUUGUCCUCCGAUGUAUUGCUGGCGCAUGCCUACCGCUGCUCACGGUGCAGAUGGUAGAGUGCGUCGGCUAUGGCACAAGCUAUAUUCUUUUAAGUGCUAUCAGCCUGGGACUCGGGUUGGUUCCUAUUUUAAUAAUGCGUUUUGGGCCACAUUGGAGGCAGCGUUCAGGAUAUACAUCUUGA